AUGAGUCCGGAAACGAAGAUGUUGCUCGAGGAGCUCGACAAGCGCUUCGCUGUCCUAGACAAGCGUUUCGGUGGAAUUGAGCGCAAGCUCGACGCCAUCGCGACCUCCUCGAACACCCGUCUCGACGCGUUGGAGUCCUCCACCAGGGUGUUCGACGAAUGGCGCCCCAGCAUGGAGGGAAUGGUCGAUGACCUGCGGCUCGAGGUGAACAAGCUCGUGACCCUGAAGCUCGAAGUUGGGAAGAUUUCCAAGUACUGGGAGCUAUCGAUGGUGGAUGCACCGUCGGCGACUUUGGGUGUGUUCGUGCCCGCGUCGGCUGCCAAGUCUGCAUCGGCACCCUCUUCCCCAAGCGCCAUCAUCCACGACGCCAAGCCCGCCAUCUCCCCCAACUUCAAGUCCGCCAUCAACAACAACUUGAAGUCGGCCAACAAUGGCGCCUUCCAGGUUGCCUGGCGUGCCCCUGUCGGAUUCACAGCCGAACCACCCAGUGGGCACCAUGUCGAAUUUCGGAGCUGGGAGGGUGAAUUUGGAGUGGUCACCACUCUAAUUCCACCCCCCGACAAGGAUCAAUUUGUUGCUCUUGUUGAUGACCUCAAAUCCUACGCCAAGCAUCCCGACCCACUCUAUUACACACAUAGUUUUAUUGAUGGCUUACGUGAUGAAAUCAAAGAGGAAGCGCUGAACACGGCUCGGCAGCCUUAUCGGCGCCUGGAGCCUCCACCGAGUCAGAAGCCUAGGUGUCACGCACCAUUGCCUCUGCCAGCUCCUCCACCCAAGCUCGCUGGUGCAGAUGUCAAACGCCUAACGGACACUCCCCAUUCUACUGCUGAAGACAAGUUUCAGGCAUUGAGGGUGUCCCAUCGCGCCCAAGGGUUGUGUAUCAGGUGUGGGGCUAAAUGGAGCCGCGAUCAUAAGUGCUCUGAGGUGGCGCAGCUGCAUUUGGUUCAGGAACUCUUGGAUAUUUUUCCUUUGGACGAUGAUAUUGAUGACGCUAGUCCCCGUUCUCCAACAGCCUCGCAAGUGAUGAUGCAUCUCUCAGCCGCGGUCGCUGGGGUUUCGGCUCCCAAAACAUUCAGUUUGUCUGGUGACAUUCAGGGCAUGAUAUUGUCUAUCCUCAUAGAUUCUGACAGCUCUCACACGUUUAUCAGUGCUGACAAAGCUCUUUCUGUCCCUGGUAUUCAGAAGCUUGACCCAUCCUUGCAAGUGCAGGUUGCCAAUGGGUUGUUUUUUCACUAUGGACAUCAAGAUUUUGCCUCUAUCCUCGUACGACAUGAUUCUCAGUCUUGA
Messenger RNA from Miscanthus lutarioriparius, 1287 nucleotides. Lineage: Eukaryota; Viridiplantae; Streptophyta; Magnoliopsida; Poales; Poaceae. The record is from the annotation of a GenBank genome assembly.